CUGACUUUUCUCAGUAGCGCUUAAACCCUAAAUAUCAGAGAUCAGCUUGUGUGCGUUGCCCAAACAGAGAUAGAAUAUAUGUAACCAGAUCACAAAUAGUAUUUCAUAGCUAAAAGUCUUCUAAAUCCAAUUACAACUGUCAAGUAUGGAUUGUUUUGUUUCUAAUCUAUUAUCCUGGAAUCGUGUGGCUUACAUCUUUCUCACUGAAUAUACAAGCCAUUAGUUUAAAAAGGUUUGGAACUGCGAUAGCUGCAAGCUGCAGGCAAACCCUUUUUAAGUGGUUUUAUUACAGCCUAUUUGCCUCUCCCGCAGAAAGGGAGUUGGCUGCUGUAAACACCAGGAUAAGUUGGUGUCAUGCUGCUCUUGAAGCAUGUGACGGCCGGAUUCCCGGGACUGUCCUAUCCUGUUUCAGAUCUUGCAGUUCAGCGCUUCCAGCAAAUAUUCUCUUCCUUCUCUUUUCGUUCUUAACUCACACCUGGGAAUCAAACUAAACAACAUACAGGUCCUGAACAGGAAGCAAAUUUCUUGCAGAAAGUCAAGUAAAUAGCUAGACAAGAAGGUGCAGUGUCUGGGGUAUCUCAUAGGUAUCAUGAGCAGUUUGUUCUUAAAGUUGGUGUGCUGCAAUGAUUUUGCCGGUUCUGUGCAGCUGGGUGGGAGUAAACUGAGCACACAAACGCUCCUUGCUGCGUCUAGGUACUGUUCCUGAAAACAAGAGCAAACAUGGUUUAUUCAGCAAAUGAAGCUUAAAUUCCUUGACCAAAAACUGAGGGCUUGUUUUCAUGAAGGAUGGCAACACCAUAUGUUCCUGUUCCUAUUCCUAUUGGAAGUUCAUCAUCCAGCUUUACAAACAGAAACCAAAGAAGUUCUUCCUUCGGGAGCAUUUCAACGAGUUCAAGCUCCUCAAAAGGACAGCUGGAGGACUCUACAGUUGAUAGUUUUAAAAAGAUGAGCGUGCCUGACCAGAUUGGUUCCACAUCAUCUGCAUGUAGCAGUCCCCUUGUUAGGACUAAAUUUUCAGGUCUGGAUACAUCCAUAGAAUACAGUACUCAGCCUGUAGAAGAAAUUGAGCAGAAUGAAGAUUCCAGGACCUGGGAAGAUCGACCAUCCACACCUACUAUUCUGGGCUAUGAGGUGAUGGAGGAAAGGGCAAAAUUCACUGUAUACAAAAUACUGGUGAAAAGAAGUCCAGAGGAAAGCUGGGUAGUUUUCAGACGGUACACAGAUUUCUCCAGGCUUAAUGACAAGCUAAAAGAUAUGUUUCCAGGCUUUCGGUUGGCCCUUCCACCAAAGCGCUGGUUCAAGGAUAAUUACAAUCCUGACUUCUUGGAAGAUCGACAGCUGGGGUUGCAGGCAUUCCUCCAGAACCUAGUAGCUCACAAAGAUAUUGCUAACUGCCUUGCAGUGAGAGAAUUUCUUUGUCUGGAUGAUCCUCCGGGUCCUUUUGACAGUCUAGAAGAAAGCAGGGCUUUCUGUGAAACUCUGGAGGAAACAAAUUAUCGCCUACAAAAAGAGCUGCUUGAAAAACAAAGGGAGGUUGAAUCACUGAAGAAAUUACUAACUGAAAAGCAACUUCACAUAGAUGCUGUUGAAAGAAGAAUUAGCUCAGACAAAGAGAACCAUGAGCCAUGCUGGAGUGGCUCUUUGGCUGGAAAUUCUGUCCCAGAAAUUGAAGUUGCUGAAGUAGCCUAUACCACGGAUGAAGAAUAGCUGAGCAGCAGCAGCUGUUACCUGGGAAAGGUUCAGUUAAGGGUGUAUCUGUGGGUAGGAUCAUAGAGGAGCUGUGAAGAAUUCACAGCAAAGAGCAAGAAUGCACAUAUCAAAUGUUUACAUAAAUCCUUACAAAUUAUUAAUGUAAGAAAUAUAUCCAGUGCUGCUUUGAUUUCAGUUUUUAUCUAGCCUUUAUAUAUUUAAUAUAUUGAAGUCUAAUAAGGGCUAAAAUCAGCUAAAGUUUAGAUAGUGUAUAUACACAAUUUGGCUGACUUUCCUAGCAGAAUGAAAAAAGUUUCACAUUAAAUCACGGAACACAUCUCAUUCAUAUGUCAUAUAUUACCACUGUUGUGGCACAUUUGAUGUGUUCAUCUGUUUGGUAUUUGUGUUUUCUUAUAGCCAUAAAAUAAUGCUUGCUGAAGUAAAAAUGGACUCAUUUGUGUAUAGGAAUGGAGAAUGUGCUGGUUUUAAAUUCUAAAGUUGAAGAAAGUUUCUCUGGAAGUUUUAUGCAAUGCAAUAGGAAAACUUCCAGUGCCAAGAGCAAAGUAAUUACACAAUGGGAUCAUAGUUGGACAUUGUAAAAUGGUCAUUUUUGCUGAAAGAACUGAUCUGAGACCCCCAAAACACUGUGUAUUUUCAUCCCAAGAUAGCAUGCUGUAAUACUUUUUGUUCAGUAAUGCUGCUUUAAAAAUCUGGGAUACCUUUGGUAUAUACAUGUAACACGUAGCAACAAAAUCUGUAAAUUUGCCUUUUACUCAGAACACUACCUCUUACCACCUUGCUAAUGCAUUUAUGUUUGUUUAAAAAUAUUCCAGAUUAUAUGGAGGCUGUUGAAAGACUUGUAAAGAAGCCAUAUUUUUUUCCUGCACAGUUCAUAACUAGAUUGAAUCUAGUCGCAGUGUAUUUUUGUUUCAAUAUAUUGUACACAUGGGGAUGUUGGUACCUAUGUUGUAUAGCCUAUUUUUCAAAAUGUAUUAAGACAGGAGAUGCACUUUAUAAUUAAGACUCCAUUGUGCCAAGUUCAGUUGGCUAAUUGGUUGAGAAAUGGGAGUUGCAGGGAGAGGAUUAUGUAGUGCCUUUUUGUAUUUUACUUGUUCAUUACUGCAGAAUUUUGUUACAGUGCUCUGCCUCAGUUCUAUGGAAUCUUUGAUACAGCAUUUUUCUGUUCUUCACUUAUUUACUGAAAGUGCCUUGUUUUAUUAUGCUUUUCCAAUCGAAAGAAUAUUGUUUUGUUUUAAUUUUUUUUUUUUGCCCUGUACCACCCACAUUGUUGUUUAAUGUUGUCAAUAUGCAGUGUCUUUGUGCUGGAGUUUUCAAAGGGAGCUUUGUACUUCAGGCUAUGCAUACAAUGGCCUUUAUGCAGAACUGUAUAAACCUUCCUGGUGAAAUAAAUCUAUGGACAAAACA
Molecule: messenger RNA, 3114 nt
Organism: Serinus canaria (Common canary)
Lineage: Eukaryota; Metazoa; Chordata; Aves; Passeriformes; Fringillidae
Gene: SNX16
Product: sorting nexin 16
Exons: 7
Coding region: 787-1707 (306 amino acids)
Biological process (GO): endosome to lysosome transport; protein targeting to lysosome; early endosome to late endosome transport
Cellular component (GO): extrinsic component of endosome membrane; early endosome; late endosome
Molecular function (GO): phosphatidylinositol binding
Source: RefSeq, a predicted model, not a curated record